This is a messenger RNA of Phragmites australis (common reed), 2220 nucleotides long. RefSeq names its product protein NRT1/ PTR FAMILY 2.11-like. The record is from RefSeq and is a predicted model, not a curated record. The coding region runs from base 102 to 1868 and encodes 588 amino acids. The transcript has 3 exons. Gene Ontology annotation, cellular component: plasma membrane. Gene Ontology annotation, molecular function: transmembrane transporter activity. Gene Ontology annotation, biological process: transmembrane transport. NCBI's taxonomy places the organism in Eukaryota, Viridiplantae, Streptophyta, Magnoliopsida, Poales, Poaceae.
CUCCUCUCAUUACUGACAGACACUAGAAAGAAACGCGCACUCCCCGGAGACAGGAGAGAGAGAGAGAGAGAGAGAGAGAGAGAGAGAGAGAGAGAGAGAGAAUGCGCAGCGGCGGGCGUGAGGACGAGGAGGAGUCGCGGAAGCUGAAGAGCAUGGACGUAGACAAGCUGGAGAACGGCGGCGGCGAGGACAGCCCCCCGCGGCCCGCCGUCAAGUACCACGGCUGGAAGGCCAUGCCGUUCAUCAUCGGGAACGAGACGUUCGAGAAGCUGGGGACGCUGGGCACGUCGGCGAACCUGCUGGUGUACCUGACGCAGGUGUUCCACAUGCGGAGCGUGGACGCCGCCACGCUGCUCAACGGGCUCAACGGCACCACCAGCCUGGCCCCCAUCAUCGGCGCCUUCCUCUCCGACGCCUACCUCGGCCGCUACCUCGCGCUCGCCAUCGCCUCCAUCGCCUCCCUCAUCGGCAUGUUCCUACUGACGCUCACGGCCGGCGCGGACAGCCUGCACCCUCCGGACUGCGGCGUCGGCGAGACCUGCGAGAAGGCGACCCCGUACCAGUUCGCGGUCCUCUUCAUCUCCUUCGCGUUCCUGGUGGUGGGCUCGGCGGGGAUCCGCCCCUGCAGCAUGCCGUUCGGCGCGGACCAGUUCGACCCGCACACGGAGUCCGGCAAGCGCGGCAUCAACAGCUUCUUCAACUGGUACUACUUCACCUUCACCGCCGCGAUGCUCAUCUCCGCCACGGUCAUCAUCUACGUGCAGAGCAACGUGAGCUGGUCCAUCGGGCUCGGCAUCCCGACGGUGCUCAUGUUCCUCGCCUGCGUGCUCUUCUUCAUGGGCACGCGGCUGUACGUGCGGAUGACCCCCGAGGGGAGCCCCUUCACCAGCGUCGUGCAGGUGCUGGUGGCGGCGGUAAAGAAGCGUGCUCUGAAGCAGCCCAAGGACCCGAAGCAGGACCUGUUCAACCCGCCGCACACCAGCGCGCUGGUGUCCAAGCUCGCGCACACGGACCAGUUCCGGUGCCUGGACAAGGCGGCCAUCGUGGCGGCUCCCGAGGAGGUGCGGCCGGGGGGAGCCGCGCCGGCGGACCCGUGGAGGCUGUGCAGCGUGCAGCAGGUGGAGGAGGUGAAGUGCCUCAUCCGCAUCGUGCCGGUGUGGUCGACGGGGAUCAUCUACUACGUGGCCGUGGUGCAGCAGUCCACGUACGUGGUGCUGUCUGCGCUGCAGUCCGACCGCCGCCUCGGCCACGGCGGGUUCCACAUCCCCCCGGCGUCAUUCACAGUCUUCGCCAUGCUCGCGCAGACUAUCUGGAUCCCCAUCUACGACCGCCUCCUGCUGCCAAAGAUCCGGAAGAUCACCGGCAAGGAGGAGGGGCUCACGCUGCUGCAGCGCAUGGGCAUCGGCAUCGCGCUCUCCACGGUGGCCAUGGUCAUCUCGGCCAUCGUGGAGGACCGGCGCCGCGCCAUCGCGCUGAGCGAGCCGACGCUCGGCACGACCAUCACCGGCGGCGCCAUCUCGGCCAUGUCCAGCCUGUGGAUGGUGCCGCAGCUCCUGAUCCUGGGACUGUCCGAGGCGUUCAACCUCAUCAGCCAGAUCGAGUUCUACUACAAGGAGAUCCCGGAGCACAUGCGAAGCGUGGCGGGGGCGCUCGCGUUCUGCAACCUGGCGCUCGGCAACUACCUCAGCGGGUUCCUGGUGACCAUCGUGCACCGGACGACGGGGUCAGGGAGCAACUGGCUGGCGCAGGACCUCAACAAGGGCAGGCUCGACCUCUUCUACUGGACCAUCGCCGGCAUCGGCGUCUUCAACUUCAUCUACUUCAUCAUCUGCGCCAGGUGGUACAGGUUCAAGGGGACCAGCAACUGAUCGGCCAAGGUGAUCAUCGUCUCCCGAGGUGAGCAGGCAUGGAUGAGCUUUGAGCUUUGUGCUGAUGGAAAUAUGGUUGAACGGUUGGGUAAUUAUGGCAUGGCCUUGGGAGAACAGGAGAAAAAGGGUGUAGAACAAGGUCAGGAUUAUUUGUGUGUUACCAUAGCGGUUGUUCGGAUUUUGCUUCUUAUAUUUUUUUGUCGCUUCUGUUUUGAAUUGAAUCUAGGAUGAUCAAGUGGCUGGGGAAAGAGAAGAAAGAAACAAAAGUGUUGGUUUCUUGUAAGUUGCUAAAUUGAAAUAUAAAUGGAUGUUAAGAUGAAAUGAAAGUUCAAGUUUGGUUACCUACUUAUGA